AUGCGCUCUCGAGCUCAUAAGAAUCUGAUGGCGGCACGUCGCGCGCGGCAGCAAUCCGCCGGAGCUCCCGGAGCCACCUCGAAGAAGUCCAAGGCCAAUGACACGAGCAAUCCUCCUAUUGCUUCGAGCGGAUUGCCCAGCUCGACUGACAAGUUCUCUGUCGAGACCACUUCCACCGCUUCUGGUGCUUCGACUCCCGCGCCCGUCGACCUUCUCACGCUGACCGUGUAUGAGAGGAAAGCUCUCGGAUCCGUACAAUUCCUCCUCAAGUGCCUCAGGAACGCCACAAAGAGGAACCACAUCCAUCCUCCCCGCAUCCAUGGCGACCUCGAAUCCGCCAUCCAUCUCUGCGACGCCGCCGACACCCUGGGAUUGCUGCACUAUGUACAAAACACCAUCUCGUACCACAACAAUGCCAUCUUCCGAUCCAUCCCGUCGGAGGCCGUCGUCUCCAUGGUCGAGGAGCUCGCUACUUCCGAUGCGUCCAACGUCGCUCGUGAUAAGUUUGUGUCCAUGGUCGCACAGCGCAUUGCCUACCUUGUUCGCAAGAACAUGUUGACUGCGGAGUGGCCACUGGACGACACGAAGGACGGAUCGGAAAAGUACCUUGACAUGGUGUCUCAAUACCCCACCGUCAAAACCGCCGUCGAUCAGAUCAACGCUCCCUGGACGGCGAGCCAACAUGCGAGGCAGACGGCAGAGGCCCGACGAGUCGAGCGUGCGCGCAGGGCAGCGGCAGCGGCGGAGCGGAAGAAGCAGGCGGUUAUUGAGAGGUUGGAGUGGAAGAAGGCCGCAGAGGAGCAGUACGGGAGUGACAUGGAUGCGCGCGCGGUGUUUGUCGAGAAAUUAAAGCGUCAGAACAAGGUUAUGACGCUCACGAGUGAGGAGAUGGAGUUGGCGGCCGGGUUGAUGGGGUACGGCGAUGUGGAGAUUGGGCGGUACUUGUAG
Westerdykella ornata is the source of this 948-nucleotide messenger RNA. RefSeq lists its product as uncharacterized. The transcript has 2 exons. NCBI's taxonomy places the organism in Eukaryota, Fungi, Ascomycota, Dothideomycetes, Pleosporales, Sporormiaceae. The coding region runs from base 1 to 948 and encodes 315 amino acids. The record is from RefSeq and is a predicted model, not a curated record.